AAAGUUGCGUACCUUCAAAGAGAGGCUCGAGUCAGUAGUUUUCGAAUUUUUUUUCUCAUUCUGGAUUUGAUUAUCAGCGUGUGUAGACGUAUUGCGAUACUACUCAGAGAGUUAUUCUUUAUUGAGACUAGUGUUCGGUUCUGAGAUUUCUGACAAUUUCUACGGUCGUGACGUUGAUUCGGCAUCAUUGUUGAGAAGUCAUCAUGAACCAAGAUUUGUGUGAGGAGUCCACGACUCAUGUCCAGAAACUGGUCAGCGGCCAGACGAAGGACGACUCUGAAACUGAAAGGAGCACGUUUGUUGGGGGUCAUGACCUGAACCGUGGAUUGGGAUCUGGAGGUUCCUUGACUGGUAGUGAGGAGACGGCCAUGGCUUGUGGGAAGACAACACCCAACAGCUCAAGCUGUGCGGUGCUUGAUCAAGAUGUCGGAAAAUGCGCUAAGAAAGGCGAGAAGACGUCUAUCUUUGGAGACGUGUCUAAUGUCUUGUCUGUGGCAAACUUAACCCCUGCCUGGUUUGCUCAGUCGGGCCUGCUGUCCCUAGUGCAGACUGAAUACACGUCAUCCUCAUCGGAGCUGCUGUCAUCGGCUAAGUCAUCUUUGUUGGUUGAGACAUCGUCAUCAUUUGAUCGGUCCUCGGUAGUGGAGACAUCCUCAUCACCUGAACCAUCUCCUUCAGUUGAGAGAUCUUCAUCUGUUGACCCGUCAUCAUUUUCAGAGACACUUUCAACAAAGAAAGAAGAUGAAGGGAACCAGGCGUCCAUCAGUCUGUACUCUGGCUUGAGAAGGCUUAGCCUGAAGAUGUCUUCAGUCGCCAGUAGCUCUUCCUCCAUGCUCCCGGUACCCCCGCCGGAAAACAACAAGACUGACAAACUCAACAGCAUCACCGAGCAUGAGAGAGAGUCUGCUAGUGCUGGAGAAUCCAAGCUCUCAGAUAAAACCUCGCCGUGUUCAUUGGUGUCUGCGGCGUCUUCAGCAAGACCCUCAUCACAACAGUCUGUACCUAGAAUGACACCACGACCUUGUAACGUGUUCGUGUGCUCCAGGAUAAACCCAGAGGUCAGACAGAAACAGGACCAGGGCUCCUCCGCAUCUGGUGUUGCCGAAGGUGCCGCGGGACAAACCAGACCCCAGCGACCCCGUAUCGUCUUUUCCUCCUUGGUCAACAUAAGCCUUAGACUAGCUGAGAUUUCGGCUGCUUCCAUUGUCAAGAACGUCGAUCGACGAGUCAGCAAGAGGCCGAGUUCCCCGUCGAGCUGUUCCAACGCUGCCCUGUUUCUCAAGACAUCAACCCCUCCUCCUCUGCACCCAGACUCUAACGACACAGAUUUUAGCUGUGUGGGAAGACAGGAACAGUUUACACAGAUACAAGAUAGACAGGCCUUUGCUCAAUUACCCAUCGUAACUGUCUCUAGAAUGCCGCCAAUGCCGAAGUUCUGGGAAUACAAACCUCUUGAGUUUAAUGAGGUGAUCGUGGUCCACGCGGAGAGCCCAAGUAGUUUUGUGGUAAGGAAAUUAUUUUAUGUUCUAAUCCACUCACUCAUGAUGUACCGUAUUAUCUAAUCU
Molecule: messenger RNA, 1565 nt
Organism: Aplysia californica (California sea hare)
Lineage: Eukaryota; Metazoa; Mollusca; Gastropoda; Aplysiida; Aplysiidae
Product: flocculation protein FLO11-like
Exons: 4
Coding region: 204-1562 (452 amino acids)
Source: RefSeq, a predicted model, not a curated record